AAAAGGAAGUGUUAAUUUCAAAGGAACCGAUCUCGGUUGAAACUCGGAGGAUUAUCAUGGCGUUGGCAGUGUGAUUCGAUUUAACAGUUGACACAAUUCUUAAGUUUUCUUCUUCUAACGUCCUUCGCUGUUCUCUCCACUGCGCAUCGGUUGUCAACUGCCGACCCUCCUCAUCCUUUUCCAAAUUUCUUAGUCUAAUCUUCACUGAAUUUAGUUCAGGUGAUCGGAAUUUCGGCUUGCUUCUUGUCGUCUCAUCAAAUUGUGUUCUGGGUUUGCUUGAAAUUUGCUUUCGGAAUUGAGGAUGGAGCAGUCUCUGUCAUCAUUGGCAUUCAAGGGUUCCAUAGGUGAAGCAAUUCUUGAAUCCAAAAAUCAGAGGAAACUAUUUGUGGUUUUUAUUUCAGGCGAGGAUGCUGAAUCAAGCAGUUUGGAAAGUUCCACUUGGACAAGCUCAAGAGUGGCUGAGUCAGUGUCAAAAUACUGCGUUUUAUUACAUAUUCCUGCUGGAAGCACUGAUGCUGCUCAGUUUUCGUCAAUAUACCCACAGAAAUCUGUUCCAUGUAUAACUGCUGUUGGAUACAAUGGUAUACAACUUUGGCAAAAUGAGGGCUUCAUUGGUGCUGACGAUUUGGCUUUCAAUUUAGAGAAGGCGUGGUUGGGUCUUCAUAUCCAGGAAACUACGGCAUCUGUUUUGACUGCAGCCCUUGCUGCAAAGAAUUCUGAGGCAUCUACUUCAAGGCCGUCUGAUUCAGGGAGUUCCUCUUUGGCAGCUGUUUCUCCUGCAGAUGAUCAUAUUGGUUCCUCAGAAACUACUCUGGGAGUCAUUAAGGAGUUGGUAGAGGAGGAGAAAGGGCCUGAACAAUUAGUCAAGCAGGAAGACAUAAAAGCAGUUGAUAAGGAGUCCAAUGUACAACAUUCUGUGAGUGUUCGGAACGAUGAUGAAUCCCCUGAUCCCUCUGAGAAAGAGAAUAGUUCAUUGGCAGAUCUUGGAGACCUGCAAAAAUGUUCCACUGAACGUACUUCCAGUACUGUGCAUGACUCUUCUAUCUCUCCAAGGCUUACCGAGUCAUGUCAAUCAGGAGCUUCACAACCAAUCUCUUUAGAAGCCAAGAAAGAUGUCCAAGAGGAAAAGAACGGAAUUGUGGAUCAGAAUAACGCUUUUAAAAAUGAGAGUGUUCGUAAAGAUUACACGUCAAGUGAUGUUCAUUUAAACAUUCGGUUGCUAAAUGGUGUUAGCCUCCAGGAGAAGUUUCCCAAGACGAGCACCUUGAGAAUGGUCAAAGAUUACGUGGAUAGUAGCCAAGAAAGUAGCUUUGGGUCUUAUGAUUUAGCCGUUCCGUAUCCUCGCAAGGUCUUCACUGAUGAAGAUUUGGGCAAAUCAUUAUCUGACUUGGGCCUAUCUAACAGACAAGCAUUGAUUAUGGUUCGACAUCAGGGAGUUAGUAACGAUUUCAGAGGGGCGUCCUCCUCCUCAGAUCAAAGAAACUCUGCAGCCAAUAAUGCCUCUCCAGAUGAAAAUGGUGAUGGAUAUUUUGCAUACGUUAGAAGGAUAUUAUCUUAUGUGAAUCCGUUCUCCUAUCUUGGUAGAGGUGCCAGCACAGAAAGUUCCAGACAUGAAACUCAAGGAGACGUGCGACAGUAUAGUAGCGAAUCUUCGAAUUCAGAGAGUCGUUAUGCCUGCCAACCAAACCAAGGUGCUAUGGUGACGGGUGGAAACAAUACCCGAGGCAAGCAACCAUCGUCUACAUCUAGAUUUGGAGCAAAUAUUCACACGCUGAAGCAUGACGACGACGAAGAACGAUUCAGAGGUCGGAAUUCCUUUUGGAAUGGUAAUUCUACUCAGUAUGGUGGUGACGACGAUAGCAAAUGAGCUCUGCCCUAUUAAGGCAAUGUUAGAAACCAGAUUGUUUCUCACUGCUAUUAGAAACUUAGGUGCUAUAUAGGUGCUAUAUAUAUAUAUAUAUGUGGAAUGUGACCUGAAACUGAUAACUGAGAACAAAAAAGAAGCACUGUCAAUAUCCAAGUAAAUAAGUCUAUAUAUAUUGGAGGCGAGGUUUAAAAUGUCGAUGUUGAUAGAAAUAUUGAGAUUUUAAUUUUAUGAAAGUAUUGAUGGAAA
Momordica charantia (bitter melon) is the source of this 2113-nucleotide messenger RNA. RefSeq names its product Ubiquitin-like superfamily protein. Lineage: Eukaryota; Viridiplantae; Streptophyta; Magnoliopsida; Cucurbitales; Cucurbitaceae. The record is from RefSeq and is a predicted model, not a curated record. Gene Ontology annotation, molecular function: protein binding.